AUGGAAUACGCUGAAGAAGCUAUUGUAGUAUCAAGGAAAGCAGUAGAAUGUGAUAGUAAUAGUCAAAUGCAGGCAGCCAUUUAUUAUUAUAAAGAGGCUGCAACUUUAUUAGAACUUGCUUGGAAGAUACGUAAAGAUGAUCCUCUGGCGGAUGAAUGGUGUAAAAAAUCACACGACUAUAUCAAUAGAGCUGAAGCCUUGGAAUAUCAACGUAAUUCUUUAUUAAUAUUUGAUUUGAUAUUUAUAUUUAUAGAUAAUUAUUAAUACUCAACUGUUGGUAAUUAAAUUAAAAAAUAAAUCGACAUGACCAAUUUAUAAAAAUAAAAUGUAAUUGUAGGUGGGUACAUCUCAAAAGAAUAUAUUUUUGUUACGCAUUAAUACUAUAUAAUAUACCAAAACCAAAAUACAUUUUAUAACAGCAAACUUUUGUUAAUAAUUAAAUUUUCUUCCAGUCAUUUUGUUAUAAUUACUUAAUUUGAUUAGUCUCUAAAGGUAUUUAAAACCCAGUACUUCAUGUAAAAUUAUAAAAUUUAAACAUAUUAAGGGCAAAGUGAGAGUUGAAGUUCCAAAAGGCACUUCAUUGGCUCUUUAACACUAAAAUAAUACAUACCUAUUCUAAAUAUAAUCUCCCUUGGUUCAUUGGGAAAAUUAAUUCAAAAAACUAAUUCUCGAUUUAAAAUUAAAAAACAAAUGUCUUUUGAUAAUGUUUUUCAAUUUUUAAUAGUUAUUAUUUGGUAAGUAUUAUGUAGAUAAAAUUAAUUGGUCGAGGAAAUAAUGAUUUUGAGUUUCAUUACCUAUUUGGUAAAAUUGAAGGUGAGUAUUUUUUUCCUUUUGGUAUAAGUUUAAUUUUUGACCAAAGUCAUAAAAAUAUGACAUUUUAAAACACGUUAAACCAAACUUCAUAGAAUUGUUUUUUGUUAACAAUUUAUUAGUUAUAAUAUAUAAUUAUUUUUUGUUAUGCACAAAUGUAAAUUAAAUAACUAUAUUUUCCAACUUCACAUUUACAAUAGCAAUACAGAAUCGGCUCUUUUUUUUAUUAGGAAAUAAUUACUAAAUCACAGAAUUGAUUUUACUAAUUAAUUAUAUUUGCUAAAUUAUUUAAUAUAAUGAUAAAUAUAUUCCUAUGAUUUUUAUUUAUGAGUUGAAAAUUAGUAUUAAUAAGUUAAAAUUUAAAUAUCCCUUAAGUUAAUGUAUACAUGGUAUCUUGUGAGUUAUAAUGUUAAAUAUGUAAAAAUAACUUAAAUAAGGCUUCUAGAAUUUAUAGUUCUAUUUAUAAUCUCGUCAAUGUUUAUUAACAAUUUAAUUUAUUGUACUAAAAAAAAAAACCUCAAUACAUUUUGUUUAAGAAAAUUAAAUAUUUUUUUGUGAGGGGGCUGGGCCUUAAGAUAUUUUUCAUUUAUUCUAAUUCAUUUAUAUUUAUUAAAUUUCAGUUAUUUUGGUUUGAAUUGACGUAUGUCCAGUGAUCAUACUUCAUGACGUUUUUAGGACCAUGGCUCUUAUUAAUAUUAAAAAACAGCAAAUGUUUUAAUUUCAGUUGUGAUUAAAUAAUAGUAAUAUAUAGUAAUUUAAAGGAUAAAAGAAAAUUAUUUUCUUGACUUGUUAUUUCUUCCUAGUAAUGUCUCAUAUUUUCCUUGAUUUACAAAGCAGACGUGGUUUUUUGGUAGUAGAUAGUGUUAUGAUAUCUCAAUAUUUCAACCUACCAAAUAAUUUUAAUGAUUAAUUCUAUCAAAAAUGUAAUGUUGAUAUAAAUUUCAAUAAAGUAUUACUGCAAUUUUAUUUUAAUUUUCAAAUACUAUAAAUUACAAAAAUCAAAACACCUUAAGUUGUCUUAAUGUAUUAAUAACCAAACUAAUUUUUGAUAUAAAAUGGAUCUACUUUAAACUAGUGUUUAUUAAAUCAUUUAAUUGUUAUACAAUUUUAUGCUUAAAUUUGUUAUUAUUUCAAAAACUAUAUUUUGUUUCUUAUAAAUUUAUCUCCAAUUAUUUAUAAUAAAUAUUUUGAUUUUUGUAGUUCAAAAUGAAGCAGCUAAUAAUAUGGAAAAUAUUAAUCAAGAUAGAGUACGAUUAAAACAAUGUAAAUAUUUACUUAAACAAGCUUUGGAUAUUGAUGAGGCAGGUAAAGAAGAUUUGGCCAUUGAUUCUUAUACACAAGCAAUUGAACUUUCUUUAAAAGUGGUAAAUAAAAAAAUUAUAACAAAUAUAACUUAUAAUCUCUUUACUAUAAAUUAAUUACCUUUUUAAGUGUACUUAAAUUAAUUUAAUUUAUAUUAUAUAAAAAUUAAAUACUUUUUAUUUUAGAAAAAAGAAAUAUCUGAUGAUGAAAUGAUAAAAAAUUUAACUACUUUAAUUAAGAAAGCUUUAGACCGAGCAGAAAAAUUAAAACAAUCAAAGGAACAAACAUUGCAUAAUACACAUCACACUAAUAAUACAGGUAGUUUAUGAGGGUCAAGUUAUUUAAUAAAAUAUUAUACUUGUAUAGGUCUUUAACCGCUUAUUUUUAAAUUUAUAUAUAUAUAUAGUAGAAUCCGCUUAAUGGGAACACAGAGUGGUAAUCUAUUUGUCCCCAUUAUCCGACUGCUUCUAUUAACCAUGUAAUAGGUAUGUGCAUACAAUAAACUUUAUUUACAAAAUAUGUAUUUUAUAUUAACUUGAUUCAUACUUGGUUUAAAAAUUAUUAUUAGUAGUAUUAUUUUAUGGUAGUAAUAGUAAUAUUAUUAAUUGAUUAAUUGAUUAAUUUAUUAUAUAUUAAUUGAUAAACCAAAUAAGUUUUUCAAAAAAAAUAUGCACAUACUUAAUUUAUAAUUUGAUAGGCUGCAAAAAAUUGUCCAUUCUUAUGGGACUAUAUCCCUUAUUACCAAUAGUUUGUCCCUAAUAAACAAAGUUAAAUUGCCUAAUACGAAUAUAUUCGCCCAAGACUGCCAAUUUGUCCCCAUUAAGCGGUUGUCCUCUUUAUGCAAUGUCCCCAUUAAGUGAAUUCUACUGUAUGUAUAUUUAUAUUUUGAAGAAUUAUCUCCUCAUAAGUAUGGUUUAAUUUACAAAUAUUUUUUGAUUAAUUUUUGUGGUUUAUAUUGUUUCAUUAUUUGUACAAAUCAAUAUUAACUUUAUUCUUCUUAAGCAGUAAUAUUUUUCAUCUUAUUAUAAAAGUUUUAUUUUUUUAUAUUUAUAAAUUCAAUACCUUAUUUUUUUUAAAUUGUUUAUAUAUUUAAAGUAAAUUACUUUUUUAAUUAUGAUUAUUGAUUAUGAUUAUUGAUCCAAUUAUUUAUUAUUUAAAGUAUUAAAAAAAAAGCAUAUGGUAAAACAUUAUUUCUAUAUUAUCUUAUCUGUCAUCUUAUAUAAAAUCAAAUUAUUAAUAGAUAACCUAACCUAACCAGUUCUUUGGGUAGUUGUUAUUGUUUAAAUAUUUUUUAAAAUAAUUUAACUUAUAUAUUUUAGAAUAACAGAUAUGGGUUUCGAAAAAAUGUACAAUAUUACCAAAAAAGUGCUUCUUUUUUUUUUUUAGCUCUUAAGCCUUAAAAAAUUAGGCUAAAAUAUAUUUUUUAUUUUUUAAAAAGUGAUAAACCAAGCAAUGUAUAGAACUCAAAAUGUUAAAUAAUUCAUAUUUGUUCGGAAUUUCCAAUAUGUGUAAUCUUGAAUAACUUCAAUUUUUAAAACACCCAUACCUGUGAAUUAAAAAAUCUAGGUAUGUGUACUUUGCUGUAUCAUUUGUAUUGUAACAAUCAUCUUCAAAAAUUCAAAUCUUCAAAUUUGGUCAUAAAUUGAUUUUAUAGCAAAAAUAAAAUUCCCUGAGUCACAUUCUACUUUAUUUAUUUACUUAAUUUUGGCCUAAAAUUGUAAUUUAUGAUUUAUGACUUCUUAUUGCUCAAGGUGCUUCAAGCCGUCAAAAAAAGUUGUACGCUCCUGAAUUAUAUUUUUAUAAAAAUAAAAUAUUUUGCUCAUAUUUGACAAUUUUUACAGUAAAUUUGAUAAUUUUCUUAUAUUAAAAAAAAAAAAAAAAAAAAUGUUUUGUUAUAUUUAGACUUGACCAGUAUUUAUUUUAAUACAUUGGGGCUGUUGCAAAAUUGAAGUAUUAGUAAACGUAAUUUAAACGUAUUAGUUAUUAAUCAUAGUUUUAUUGAAUCCAUUUUGAAAAUACAUUGCCAUUGUGAUAUUUUACAUUUCUUUUCAUGAUCUUCAAAUUUUAAGCUUUAAAUUUUUAGUUACCAAUAUUACAAAAAUAGUGAUAUGUUUAUUAAUUAAUUGUACAAAACCAUUUUCAUAUCCUCAUAUUCAUGAACUGUAUAUUAUUGAUUUUAUAAAUAAAUGAUGCACAUUUUUGAAUACAAAUUAUUAAUUUGUAGGGCUCGGAAGUUAUAACAUUUACAUUAUUAAUUUUUACAUUUUGAAAAUUUAAGGUUUUUAUUCAUUUUUAAAAUGAAAUUUCAAUAGUCUUUUGACAACAUUUUUUGCAUAUUUUUGAAUUUGAGUGCUACUUAUAUCACUUAAAUUGUUGUUUUAUGUGGAUGUUAAAGCAUGAAAAAUUAAACUUGCUUAGUGCUAUAACUUCCAAUUCCUAUUCAUUAGUAUGCAGUUUACAUUUAUAAAGAACUAGUGAUUAUAAUUUGUAUUUAAAUGUUUGUAUGUUUAAUACCUAUGUAUUAAUAUAAUUAUUUGAAAUGUGAUAAUUGUGUUUAUUUUAUUUUGUUAAUUGGAUUUGUAUAACAACAUUUAAAACAAAUAUAACAACUAAUAAAUUUACAGUAUUCAAACAUUGCUCAAUAAGUUUUAUUCAUAUUGAUCUCAUAUGUUUUAAAUUGCUUAGUUUAAAUAUGUAGUAUGUUUUUCCAAAUAAUUAAACAUUUUAAUUUUUUUUUUUGUGGAGACACCAUAUUACUGUGUGUAUAUGUGUAUGAAUGUAAGAAAAAAAGCCAAUUUAUUUUGUAUAAUAUAAUUAGUUUUAUUAAAUGUUAAUAAUUAUAUUAUUAUUCUAUAAUAAUAGCAAUAGCAUUUAAUACUGUUUAUUGAUUGUUUAAUGUUUUUUUUUGUUUUUUUUUUUUUUUUUUAUUAAAAACUAUUCAAUUUAUUUUUAACUUCAGUAAUUUUUAUGGUGGGAAAAUUGAAGGUAGGUCGGGGGGAAAAAAUUAAUAGUACAAAAUAUACAGAUUGUCUUUUUUUUCAGUGGCUUGUUAUUCCAUGGCUUUUUUUUCGUGGUCAUUUUACCUGAUUACCAUGUGUCUAUACUAGCUGUAACACGAAGAUAUGACAUCGGAAAUAACUUUUGUUCUGUUUAAUAAAUUCUGUUAAAAACAAUUGAAAUGUUUGUUUUUAAUUUAAAAAACUAUAUGAAAUAUUAUAAAAAGCUAUUGUAAUAAAAGGCCAGUAAGAAAAAAUUAUUGAACAGAGCAAAAAUUGUCAGAUCUUUGUAUUACUGCUUGCGAAUAUAUAUUUAUUACUUUAUACCUAUAUAAAGUUUAGUUAAACAGUUAACAUUAACUAUAAAAAAAUGUAUUUAUGUAUGAUAAUUUUAAUUUUUGCAUUAUUGUGUACAUUUAACAUAUCAUUUUAUAGAUUUAAUAACAAUUUUACAUUUUUUAUUUUACAAAUAAUUUUUUUACCAUUUGUGUUCUUAUAUGAAAACUAAUUGCUUAUUUAAGUUAGCAUUAUUUAAUGUUUGUAUAAUAUUUUAUUAAAUAAAAUUAUUAUUUAUUGCAAUUUAAUUAUUGUUUGAAAAACAAAACAAAAAAUAAUUUUGUUGAAAUGUAUUAUAAAUACAAAAACAUUAGUUUUUUAAGUUAAUGGAAAAUAUUUGCCACUUAAUUAUGAUUAUAAAUUAUAUGUUUAUAUAAAUCCUUUUUUAUUAGCUUCAAAAAAAAAAAUUGUUUACUAACUUAAAAUGCAAAAUUUUAAGUGAAAUAAAUUAUAAAAACGAAGUACCAUUUUACUAUUUGUUAAUGUAUACAGAUUCUAUUUUAAUCUUAAUACAUAUAUUUUUUUUUCAGUAAAUUUGUUGGUUUUACUAUUGUGUAUCAUGCUUAAUAUAUUAAAAGUUGUCUAUUUCAUAUACAAAUUGUCAUAAUUAUAAGUAUAGACAAUAUUAUAAUAUAAAAUUAAUAUAUUUAUCUUUUAAUGAAAGAAUGUGUUUGUUUGAGUACUCAAUUAAAUUAACUUAAAAAUAGUUUAUUUGCAAUAUGUAUAAUUUAAAUAAAUAAAUAGACCAAUUUUUUUUCAUGACUACCCUGUUUAAAACUAUAGAAAAAUUAAUUCAUAAUUAAUUUUCUAAUAAACCACAAAAAAAAUACUUAUUGAUUAACAGUACAAUCGUAUACAAUUAUACAAAAACUUAGGUAUUUUCAAUUAUUAUUUGUAAAAUUUGUAUAGAAAAAAUAUGAUAAAAUUACUUUAAUUUAAUAAUAACUAAAUUAUAAUAAUUAAAAAAAAAAAUGCGUAAAAAUUUUUAAUUAUACAGUUUCAAAAGCUUAAUAAAUAUGUAUUAGCUUAAAGUUAGUAGGUAUAUAACAUAAUUUUAUUUUUUUUAAAAACAUUUAUGAAUAAUUAAUAUGCCAUAUAUUACAAAUAAUUCUUUAUUCUACCUAUGCAAUUUUUAUAAUGUGUAAAAUAGAUAUUUUUUUCCAGCGCCAUUUCAUAAGAAAAUCAUUCUAAAUCAAAUUCCUAAAAUAUCAAACAUAUCUAAAAGUGAUCUUUAUACUGAAGCAGAAAAACGAGUUUUAUGGACCACAUCAAAAAUUAAUAAUAAAGAAUAUGUUCCUUUUAUGGAUGUUGAUUUAUUAGAAAGGUAAUUUAAAUAAAUUAGUUUAAAAAAUAAUAAUAAUGUUUGUAUAUUUCAAAAAUUUGUUGUGAAAAAAAAAUUAGAUUAAUUAAAAAAUAUAAAAUAAAAGUUAGGUAGAUACCAAAAACAAUUUAUAAAUAAUACACCAAAAAAAUAAAUUUAUUGUUAAAACUUAAAAUUACUUUUAAAGUGUCAACAUUUUUUCUUAAAAGGUUUCGGUUGUCAAUUCCAUUUACCGACAGUGAUGGUUUGCUGACAUUAUCAUUGGAUCAAAAAGAGAGACUUUUACAUUGGAUAAGACCUGAUCAAUUAUCUUCUGAUCCAAAAAUGAUAGUCGGAGACUGUAUAAGUUUUUACAGCAUAAAACAAACAGUAAUAAUAAGACAAUUAUUAUUAUAAUUAUGUUAUAAUUUAUAUAAUAAUUAACAUAAUUAAGAAGCAACCAUCAACCGACUUGAUAAUUUUAAUUUUAUAUCCAUAAUCUUUUUUAAAUUUUAAUGUGCAGAUAUUAUGUUAGAUAUAGGUUUUUACUAAUAUCAGUAAUUUAAUUCAUUAUAGUACAAUAUAUUUUAAUCUAAUUGGUUUUUGAAGGAUAAGUAGUAAUGAAUACAAAAUAAUAAUUAAAAUGAGUGAAUUUCUUCAAAUAUUAUCUUUUACCAUGUUAAAUUUUUGAAUCAUUUAAAAUUUAAAAACAGUUAUUUAUGGAAAAUGAAUCUAAAUUCAUUUUUAUAAAUUUGUGAAAUGUGUUUUAUAGGUUGUGACUGACUGUUCAUUUGUAGCAUCAUUAGCUGUUUGUGCUGUUUAUGAAAAAACAUUCAAAAAAAGAUUGAUUACAUCAAUAAUCUACCCCCAAAAACAAAAUGGACAACCUGUCUAUAAUCCAUUUGGUAAUGUAGUUUAUUAUUUUUUUACGGUUUUUUAACUGCAAAAUAAUCAUUUUGAAAUAAAUGUUCAAAUUAUCAGGUAAAUAUAUGAUUAAACUUCAUUUGAAUGGAAUACAGCGCAAAGUUAUAAUUGAUGAUCUAUUGCCAGUUGGAAAGUAUAACUCAUUAUUGUGCUCCCAUUCAUCUAACAAAAAUGAAUUUUGGGUUUCGCUAAUAGAAAAAGCUUAUCUUAAAGUAAUGGGUGGUUAUGAUUUUCCAGGAUCUAGCAGUGUAAGUUUUAUAUUUAAUAUGCUCAAUAUUUUAUUAACCAUUGGAAUUCAAAAUUACUUUUGAUUAAUGAUAACUAGGGCACUGAUUUUUACGGUUAUAAGUCAAAAUUUGUAAAUAUUUAUGUUGUUAUUUUUGUCAAAAUGUAAUUUAAAAAUAUGAAAUAUCCAAUUUAAAAAUUUUAAUUUUCAAUUGUAAUCAUACAAAAAGUGUUGUAUGUUUAGGUUUAUUAAAUUAAUUUGAAUUGGGUUAAAUGUUUAAGUUUUAAUUAUUAAUCAUCUUGGAAACAACGUACAUUUGGAUACUACCAAAUUUAAAUGUAUGGCGGUUAGGUUUCAAACUCUCAAAAUUGAUUUGUAGCAACUGAAGGAGUAUUUCAAUAUUAAAUUUUUUUCGAAUUUCAUACUUGAAUCUAUGCAGAUGAUAAAAAUUCAAUAUCCAUUGAUAUGUUUUCAUUUUUAUUCAGAAUAAUAUUUUAAAUACCUUUUAAUAUAAUAAUGGUUAGUGUCAAUAUUUCUGUUAAAUUUAAUAGGUAUCUACAGAUGAAUAUGUAAAAAAUUUGUCAAAUAUGUACUUAUUGGUAAAAUAUUUAAAAAUAUGUGGAAGUAUGUAAAAUCUUAUUUUAUUCAACAUGUUAAUUUUUAAUCAGAAUUAAAAAAUCUGCAUUUGAUAAAAUUAUGUAUUUACAUAAAAAUCUGUGCCCUAAUGAUAACUUUGCAUUUCCGAUAUGGAAACUAUAGUUGUGCAAUUGGAUUAAUUUAUAAAAAACUGAGCGUUGUUUAUAGAACAUAGAUCUUCAUGCUUUGACUGGCUGGAUACCAGAACGCUGUGUUAUUCAUAUUGAUGAUAAAACAUUUAAUGCUGAGGGUCUGUUUGAUAUCCUGUAUACAAGAUUAUGUAAAGGUGAUGUAUUAAUUACAGUUGCAACACCUCCAAUGACUUCAAAAGAAGAGAAAAGAACUGGUCUUGUUUCUUCACAUGCAUAUGCUGUUUUGGAUGUGCAAAAAGUGAAUGUAAGCAACAUAAAUACAGUUUAUUAACACUUAUAUAUUAUUAUCCAUUUGUUUUUGUUUAGUGUGUGUAUUAAAUAUGUGUGUAAACAACUUUUUGAACAAAUUAAUUUAGGAUUGUAAAUUAUUAAAAUUGAAAAAUCCAUGGGCACAUGUGCGGUGGAAAGGACGUUAUUCAGAGAUGGAUGAAAAAAGUUGGACACCCACAUUAAGAGAAGUGCUUGAUUAUGAUCCAACGAGUGCUGCUUCAUUUGAUAAUGGAAUAUUUUGGAUUGAUUAUACAUCAGUAUUACAUCAUUUUGAUGUAUUUUGUAUGAAUUGGAAUCCGUCGUUAUUUCCAUUCACAUCAUGCAUACACAAGUAUAUAAAAUUAAAUAUUUAUAAUUUAAGAAAAAAAAAUUAAUUUAAAUAUCAUAUUUUUACAUACUAUUAGAACGUGGAAUACUACAACAGGUCCCAUUAGCGAUCGAUACAAUAUAAGUGAAAAUCCUCAAUAUUGUCUAGAUGUUGGUAAUGUUAACAGUGGUGCUGUUUGGGUUUUAUUGACUCGUCAUAUUACAGAAAUACAAGAUUUCAAAGAAAAUCGUGAAUAUAUAACUGUCGUAGUAUAUAGAAAUGAUGGAAAACGUGUUCAUUACCCAAGUAUAUAAAAUUUUUUUAAACAAAUUUUAAUAAAUAAUGAAUACUGUUAAAUUUAAUUUUUUUUAGAUGAACCUGAACCAUAUAUAUCAGGGGCCCGUAUUAACAGCCCUCAUUAUCUCAGUAAGAUAGUUCUUAAUGACAAAACGCCAUCAAAAUUCACACUAGUUGUGUCUCAAUAUGAAAAAAUGCAUACAAUUCACUAUACCUUACGGGCUUAUGCUACAUGUCCUUUUACAAUGAAUGAACUUAAUAAUGCCAAAUUUAAAACUGUAAAUAAUUUAAAUACAAAAACUAUUUUUAAGAAAUUACUAUAACAUUUAAUAAAAUAUUUAUUAUAGACAGUUAAUGGUGAAUGGAAAGGCAUAAGAGCUGGUGGGUGUAAAAAUCAUAAUACAUAUAACAAUAAUCCCAAGUUAAGGGUAACAGUAGAUGGAUUUAUGGAAACUGAAGUAUUACAAAUUGAACUGAAGGCACCAAAACAGUAUCAAAUUGGCAUUGAAAUAUUAUGUAUUGGUUUAACUAAUAUAAAUGCUACAGCAAAAUUUAUAAGCAAAUCUACUGGGGACUAUAGGUUAGUUAUGUAUUUAUUAUUUUAUUUAUUAAAUAAAUCAAAUAUUAGAUAAAAUAUUUUAUUAGGAUAAAAUACAUUACAAAUCUAAAUGAAAAAUUUUAAAAUUAUCAAGAUAAUAAUACAAAUUUAAAAUUAUUAUUACACAAUUUUUUUUUCUGAAUAUAUAAAUCAUAAAAUUAUUAUUUAAUCACUGGAUUUAUUAGUGUUACGUGUAAAUAUGUUUAAAUAUUUUCCACGUGUCAUUUCUUUAGCUUCUUCCAAGCCUAAAUUAUAAGCAAAAUCAUAUAGGGACUUUAAUUCAUCUAAAAGUGGAGGCAAUGGCAUUUGACUAUAACGUUGUACUAGUAACAUAUCAUGAGCAUCUGGUGGUUGCUUCCAUGAUGGUAGUUUAUCUGUUGCACUAGAUGCACGUAUAUGUUGUGCGAAACCAGACAUUCCAGGCAUUGGUUCAGGCCAUAGUUCCGGCGAUGACCGAUCAAGCGUUUCCAUCGCCACUAAACACUGUUGUUUUUGUUGAUCAAGUUCUGGCAUAGUCUUCUCAGCUGGGCGUAUGACGCAAUACAUGCGUCGAUAUGAACAUUCGGCUUCAUUUGACAUGUAAUGAAACAAAUAAAACAUAAAAAAAACAGUUUACGUUUAAUAAAAAAUACCAACACUAAUAUAUUAGUUCACUAAAAUACUAAAAGAAAUAAAAAAACUUCAAUAUUUUUUUUAAUUAAAAAAGUAUUUAUGUUAAGAAUAUAAUAUAUCAUAAUACUAAUUAUAAUUAAAUAAUUAUUAAUUUUAGUUUUUUAAUCAAUAUUACACUUUCAGAUCUGGGUAUGUAAUUUUAGAAUUAUCCGAUAUUCAGCCUGGAACAUAUGAAAUAAUUCCUUCUACAUUCUUCCCUGGUAAUGAAGGACCAUUUAUACUAACUGUAAAUUCUUCUUGUUCAGUUAGUAUUAAUCAAAUUCAAUAA
Molecule: messenger RNA, 11094 nt
Organism: Cinara cedri
Lineage: Eukaryota; Metazoa; Arthropoda; Insecta; Hemiptera; Aphididae
Source: the annotation of a GenBank genome assembly